Megachile rotundata (alfalfa leafcutting bee) is the source of this 876-nucleotide messenger RNA. Its product is annotated as protein PFC0760c-like. Lineage: Eukaryota; Metazoa; Arthropoda; Insecta; Hymenoptera; Megachilidae. The record is from RefSeq and is a predicted model, not a curated record.
AUGGCGGGAUAUGUAACUAUGGUUACUCGAGCAAUUCCGGUAAUGGAACUGCAGGGAACUCCAGCAGCGUUUCUGAACGGAAAAUUGAACUUCCAGGCUUAUAAUGAUUACGGUGGUAUUUAUGAAAACUAUGAUGAUUACGAUGAUAUUGAUGCAAAUUGUGAUGAUUAUGAUGAUAUUGAUGAAAAUUAUGAUGAUUGUGAUGAUGUUGAUGAAAAGUAUAAUUAUUACGAUGGUAUUGAUGAAAACUAUGAUGAUUGUGAUGAUAUUGAGGAAAACUAUGAUGAUAUUGAUGAAAACUAUGAUGAUAUUGGUGAAAAUUAUGAUGUUUACGAUGAUGUUGUUGAAAAGUAUAAUUAUUACGAUGGUAUUGAUGAAAACUAUGAUGAUUGUGAUGAUAUUGAGAAAAACUAUGAUGAUAUUGGUGAAAAUUAUGAUGUUUAUGAUGAUAUUGAUGAAAGGUAUAAUGAUUACGGCGGUAUUGAUGAAAACUAUGAUGAUUGUGAUGAUAUUGAUGAAAACUAUGAUGAUAUUGGUGAAAAUUAUGAUGUUUAUGAUAAUGAUAUUGACGAAAAUUAUGAUGUUUAUGAUAAUAUUUAUGAAAUUUAUGAUGAUUAUGAUGAUAUUGAUGAAAAGUAUAAUGAUUACGGUGGUAUUGAUGAAAACUAUGAGGAUAUCGAUGAAAAUUAUGAUGUUUAUGAAAUUUAUGAUGAUUAUGAUGAUAUUGAUGAAAAGUAUAAUGAUUACGGUGGUAUUGAUGAAAACUAUGAGGAUAUCGAUGAAAAUUAUGAUUAUAAUUAUUACGAUGGUAUUGAUGAAAACUAUGAUGAUUGUGAUGAUAUUGAGGAAAACUAUGAUGAUAUUAGGAAAGUAUGA